CCUUCCUACUGCACGUUCGGUGACUGAACACCUGCAUGGUUGUUGGAUAACCGGCGUGUAGAUAUACUGUCAGGAACUUUGCUAAGCCCCAUAUAUGCGAUGUAAACGCUGACGUUGAUAUUAUCGAUCACAGAACAGCGGGUCUACGAUGCCCGGUACCAUUAUUUAAACGGGUGGAAAAGGCCAUGCUUCAAUGGGCGUGGUCUGAACCGUACCCUGCUAUUUCAUCAGCCGGCGAAAGUUCAGUCAUUGUUGUCAAAUCACAGUUGAUUCACAUAAAAUUGUAAAAGAACAGUUUGCAUUGAGCACCAUUUGUCACGUUUGUCGUUUGGCCACCUUCCCCAAUCCCAGCAAUCCGCAGUCGGAUUACCAUCACGGGAAGUGAAGGAAAGCAACGCAAGGCGUGACAGGCCAACGCGUGUCGUCUGCUCGCAGUGUCUCCGAACGCGACCGCUCGAUCACACGAAUGCUGGCUACGGGAAAUCUUCAAGAGAGGACGGGUACGCGCAGACUACGGAACAACGCCCAAAGUUAAAAAAAAAACAACAAAAAACAGGUAGAGAAAGGCAACGUAUGCAUCGCCACCAUCAGUAAGUUGCUUUACACUCACCACUGUGGUAUUGCUUGAUUUCCACUGACAUCCAGCGACCGUAGAAACUAACGACAAACGAUACUUUCCAUGGUUUCAUCCAGUUUUAAGUCCUGAUCGGCCGCCUUUCUGGUUGAAAAUGAACAGCUCUGAAGGAGCACAUCGUCUGACAGAAAAAAUAUACCAGAAUCUUUCAGAACAAUUUAACCCCGCCGUGAAACAGGUCCUGUCAUGUGCGAAGGUGUAUCACAAGGCUCUGCUUGGAGCGUCUACGGCGGCCAGAAGUUAUAUUGAAUCCAUUGGACGGUUGGGUCAUCACUGUAAGAACAAUGGCCAAGGAGGGACUGAGGAGAUCGGUGAAGCCAUUUUCAGACUGGCAGAGGUGCAGAAGGAAAUACAGCUUAGGUUUGAAGAUUGUAGCAAGUCUUUAUUUGCCGAAGUCAUUCUUCCUCUGGAGCAGAAAGUUGAAAAUGAUUUCAGAAACGCUGCGGCUGAACAAAAAAAAUACCAGAGUGGACAUAAGACCUUUUUGGUCCCAUUCAGCAAAGCGUCUGAAAGCAUGAAAAAGUUUCACAAGAAAAAGAAGUCAAAAUUAGGCUUCACUGACAGCAAAGAAGUGCAGCUCGUGAGAACGCUAGACAAGUGCACAGAGAAACUCAACGAAUUCAGACUGCAGGGCCUGAGACUUGCUUUGCUAGAAGAACGAAAGUGCUACUGCUUUGUGUUGUCUCGACUGUGUGCUUUGGGCUCGACGCAGAUGCACUACCACGACAGGGGUCUGGAGUUAUUAUCAGGACAGCUUGGCUCUUGGAGACAGUUGUGCGCUCAGCCCAACAUUCUUCCCCGUUCUGCUGAUGUCCUUUUUCAAAUUCUGGACAAACGACAUCAUGAGCAGAUGAACAGCACUAGCUCUUAUGGAGUAUAUGUGUCAGACAGCAUCAGCAGUAGUGGGAGCUCAGGACAAAGCCCUCUGCACCACAGCCACACCCCUACUAUGCAGAGAUCUGGCCCUCUCUCAGAGUAUGCCCUGCCUGAAUCUCCAAGUCAAAGUUUGUCAAGAUCCAUAGCUAUGUCCAUGUCCACCCCUCCAUCUGGACCCCCACCAGAGCCUCCAGUGGGACCUCAGGUGCAAGCAACAUAUGCACAUAUGCCUCAGCAAGACUGCCAGCUAGCCUUCAAUGUGGGGGAUCUUAUCACACUUCUUGGAGAACAGGUGGACGGCUGGCAGUUUGGACACAACAUUCACACUGGAAUGUAUGGAUGGUUUCCACUGUCAUUCACUGAACGACUUGAUCAGCUAAGACUUGAAUCCCGAACUCCAGUCAGACUUCGACAGCGAGCUAAAAGCAUCAGUGACAUUAGUAUGGAUGGCCUAUCUUUGUGUGACUUUGGUGGUUGGUCCUUUGAACAUGACAUAAGAAAUCGUCGUCGUCCUCGGUCUUUACAUGAAUUUUCUUUGAUCACAACCACUGGUGGACCUCAGCUGCAUGGUGGUGGUGGGUCUCAGUAUUUCUUUGAUGAUUCAUCGUCACUGCACUCUAGUAGCAUUGGUCUUUCCGCUUCCAUGCAUGAUCCAAAGACUUCACCAAUCCCAUCUUCUCAGCUGGUGCAUGGCUCAGUGGGUUCUUCUGGUGAUGGGGAUGCAGCUAAGGUCUCAUCUGUUAACCUGCCCCAAAGUCCCAGCAUGAAAAGCAUCCGAAGUCUUAACCAAACAAGCAAUGCCCAUGCUGCCCUAGGCAUCCUGCCACCCCCACCACCAUUCUCUCCCCCACCUCCUCCUAAAGAUGAAGGUGGCUUCCAUCAGCAUGCUUCUCCUCCAGUUCCACCCCCUGCUCCUCCACCAGCUCCUCCUAAUUCCUCAUUCUCAGCUAACACAUCUUUAUCAUCCAUCGCCUCUCAAGCUGCCUCAGUGGCAUCAUCCAUGCGCAACAAUGUCUCCCAGAAGCUGCCUCCAUUCAGCAGUAGUAAUCAGCAAGGGAGAAGCCUUCCCAGUGUCCCACCACGUCCAGGAUCUGUGAAUACUCUUGACAGCUCCCCCAGCACUAGACAGCCUUACCUCAUCCAUGCCCAAGGACACAAUCCCGUCUCUUCACAUUUAGGUUCUCCACCACCUCCACCUCCACCUCCACCACCUCCAACAGAUUCCAGUAAUGAGGAAAGGAACAACUUGCUGAAGAGCGUAACACUAAGGAAGACAAAGACAAAUGAUCGAUCAGGACCAAGAAUUACUUAAGACUGUUACUGAAGUCAGUAACAGCAGGAUCAAAUUAGCAUCACCUUUGCCCUCCUUGUAAACUUUAAGUGUCCAACAGUCACAUUUGUGUUACAAUAUUACAAUUAUUAGAAUGUUACUCAGUACAAACAAUUUCCUUUUAACUAACACUUUUAUAUCCCUGCACAGAAUUGGUCUGUAAUGCCAAGUACUUUACCAGCACUUCGAUGUGUACACUUUAGAUCCUUAAACAUGAAGUUGCUAAAGUGUCAAUAACACUAUAAUUACAACCUGUAACACUGGAAUAUAAUUUUUACUUAUAAGCCUUUAUAAAAGGAGAAUCUGAGAAUACAAUGGCUUUACCCAGGUGACAAUGCUAUUUGACCACACGCACAUGUGUAACUACAUACAAAUUUAGUGAUAUCUAUGCGUUUAACCUCAACAAAAGUUCUCUUUAUACAUGUACUGGUAAAACUCUUCCUUAUGAAUGAAUCUUUUAAAGAAUAUUAAAAACUGAUUUGAAUGAAAAAUGAAAACAGAUUGAGAACAAUUGUUCCGCAAGGGUUGUUGUAAACUUCCAGGUUGUUAAGCAUUAUGCACAAAAUGAACAAAAACUGUUACAUGAAAUAUACCCUACAAUGAUGGAAUCAACAUUGUCUAGUUAUAGCACUAAUUUAAGGUACUUGUUAGCACUAACCCUGAUUGUGAUACAAGAUUUUUCAAAAUAAAUUUAAAGAGGUAGGUCUAAAGCAUUUUGCGGUCCAACAAUGUCCAUGAAGUUAAUAAACACUGAUAUAGUAACAAGACUUGUACAUUUCCACAGAUUUUUAAAGUCAACUAUUUUUUAUUAUGAACUGCCUAAUCUGCAAAACCCAAAUUAUAUGUUCAGAGUUAUCUUUACUAAUGCCAUU
This is a messenger RNA of Pomacea canaliculata, 3712 nucleotides long. Its product is annotated as brain-specific angiogenesis inhibitor 1-associated protein 2-like. Gene Ontology annotation, biological process: plasma membrane organization; actin crosslink formation; actin filament bundle assembly. Gene Ontology annotation, molecular function: protein binding. Lineage: Eukaryota; Metazoa; Mollusca; Gastropoda; Architaenioglossa; Ampullariidae. The transcript is spliced from 15 exons. Gene Ontology annotation, cellular component: nucleoplasm; cytosol. The coding region runs from base 729 to 2822 and encodes 697 amino acids. The record is from RefSeq and is a predicted model, not a curated record.